AUGAAAGUAGGAAAUGAUGAAUUGCGCAAGGCCCGAGAAAAGAAAAACGAAUUGAAGACAGACCUAGCCACCACAGAAGCAAGUUUGAAAGAUGCGAAAACAAAAAAUGCCACCGUAACUGCAAAUAUCGAUGCUCUAAAAAAGGAAAUAGCAGGACUUCAAACAGAAAUUAAUCAAAACCUAGCUGAUUUACAGAAGCAACUCGAACCAUUGGCUAAUUUUCAGGUAGAAAAGACUCGCCUUCAGGCAAAAUACGAAAAAAUUGCUGUUGGAUUCACACCAGAGGAGCUGAAUGAGAAAGAGGUCGAGGCCAUCCGGUUGAAGGAGUUUGAAAAGGAUGCUACUCUUCUGACUACACAAAUUGAUGAAAUGUGA
Molecule: messenger RNA, 375 nt
Organism: Enterospora canceri
Lineage: Eukaryota; Fungi; Microsporidia; Enterocytozoonidae
Source: the annotation of a GenBank genome assembly